CCUCACAUAAUGAACGCCUCUGAGAACGAGCCUUGGAGAACAAGGCCGGAAUUCACUAUCAUCAUCUCUCGCCUUCCCUCUACUGUAACCCUUGCCGAGCUAUACGAUUCUUUCGCACGGUAUGGAAACAUAGCCUGGCUUCAGAUCGACGAGAACCGCAAUGGUGACCGAAACGGAUUCGCCAAGGUCCGCUUCGAGCCCCCGCCCAAGCUCGAUUUCUGGUCCUCGAAAGUCCACACCGUCAGAUAUGGCGAAGGCAAGAGUGUGCAGGUCGCACUCAGAGAAUUCAAGACACCCCAUGAAACGUACGAGGGUUUGGUCAAGAGUCCCGCCAAUCCCGACAUAUGGCUCAAGUCCAAGAUUUCUUUACAGGCAGAUCGCAUGGAUUUCGGCUCGCGACUCCAGGAAAACGAGAUGGUGGUGCUCAAGUCCGUCACUUCUGGUGUAAGAAUCGACAUAAAUCUCUCAAAGAAAAAUCUCUCCAUCUAUUUCGAUACUUGUACGCGGAACCAAGAAGCUGCCCAGGUUGUUGGAAACCAGGGUGACCAAACCCCCGAAGACGACGACACCAGUCACCACAAGUGCUCUGUUGACUUCGCUCGCCUCACAGAAAUACUUCGAGCUACUGAAGGAAACGAAACUGCACUCGUAAUCCCGCUAGAGCUUCCGCCUAUGUUCUGGACCAAAGCGAACAGGAAUGAUGAGCAAUUGCCUCGCGAUUUUCCUGUGACUCUCCAGGCCGACUUCGACGACCCGAACUUCAUCAACAUCGGCCGUUGGACCACUUACAGGUUCGUCAUCCAGAACACUGGAAACCCUGUUGAUGAGUUACUGGAGGCGCUGCAGGCCUACAACGUUGCAACCACAGUCCUGGGCCAAUUUAGAUCCGUUCCGCCGCGCUCCCCCUUGUUGGGUACGCUUCUCCCAACACCAACACCGACGUCUGACAAGUCAUCGACCAUCCACUCGCUACUGUCUCGAGAAGCAGCCUCUGAUCAUCUGAACUUCGAAGUCUACUACCAACUGGAAGUCUGCAUCUCUCGCGGCGUUCUGUCGGAGUAUUCUAUCACUCAGGUGUUCGUCGAUGAAUUGUCUCGUAUGGACAAGGACCGGGCAAAAUGGAUGCUCGAAUAUUUCGCAGACCGUGCAAAGAGGGUAUGGGACCCUAUGGAAAUGUUUGAAGAUGAAGACGCUCGUUUCUUCUUUCCCAAUGCCAGUAUACCAUACUAUUGCACUACUAUCCGGAAGAUCACGGUUACGCCAUCGACGAUGCAUUUUUGCUCGCCAAACGUCGAGUCUUCAAACAGAAUCCUCCGGAAAUACAAUUCCUACCAGGAUCGUUUCCUCAGAGUCCAGUUCACGGAUGAGCUCUACAAGGGCAAAGUCUACAAUGAUGCCGGCACCGAGAUAUUCAACAGAAUUUACCGCGUCUUGAAGCAAGGGAUCAAGAUUGGCAACCGUGUCUACGAUUUCUUGGCGUUUGGGAACUCACAGAUUCGGGAAUGCGCAGUCUACUUCUUUUGCCCGACCGCCUACACUACUUGCGAUGAUAUUCGGCAAUGGAUGGGCGAAUUCAGUCACAUCAGGAACGUCGCGAAAUACGCCGCACGCAUCGGUCAAUGUUUCUCGACAACAAGAGAGAUACGAGGAGUCACUGUUCCUCGGAUUGUGCAAGCAGAGGACAUUGAACGGGACGUAUAUUGCUUCAGCGAUGGCGUAGGCAAGAUCUCAAAACUAUUGGCCGAGAUGGUUGUCAAUGAGAUGGGCCAGGAAUCAGUCGGCAUACCGUCAGCUUUCCAAUUCCGCAUGGGUGGUUGCAAAGGCAUGCUAGCAGUCUGGCCAGAUGCCAAGGGUCUCGAAGUACACAUUAGACCUUCACAGGAAAAGUUCAAGGCGCAGUUCAACGGACUAGAAAUCAUCAGGUUUGCGCAGUACUCAGUUGCCACACUGAAUCGUCAGACGAUCACCAUUCUCGCCACUCUUGGGGUCAAAAGCGAGCCCAUAUUGCAGCUCGCUAAACAGCAGGUUCAGAAUUACGAGAAAGCAAUGCGUGACCGCGUUGCGGCUGCUGGUCUACUGGGAAGGUACGUCGACGAGAACAUGACAUCGCUGACAAUCAAGGACCUCGUCUGCUGGGGCUUCAUGGAUACGGAGGUGCAAGAGCCGUUUGUUCUCACGAUUCUAAACCUCUGGAGAAUCUGGUCCAUGAAGCUGUUGAAGGAGAAGGCCCGAGUGGUUGUUGAGCAGAGCGCUUUCCUUCUUGGAUGCCUCGACGAGACCGGAACCUUGAGAGGUCACUCGAAAGCAACAGAAGGGAGGGAGACACGGAAUAUUGAAGAUAUUCCCCAAAUCUUCUUACAAAUCCCGAACCCCGACGAUGGGAAAUACUACUGCGUCACCGGAGUGUGCAUUGUCGGGCGUAAUCCAUCUCUCCACCCUGGCGACAUCCGAGUCGUGGAAGCGGUUGAUGUUCCCGCUCUCCGUCACCUCAAGAAUGUCGUCGUGUUCCCCAGUAUCGGUGACCGAGAUGUCCCCAGCAUGCUUUCAGGGGGAGACCUCGACGGCGACGACUUCUUUGUUAUCUGGAACCCGGCCCUCAUACCUCCGCAGUGGCACCAGCCGCCAAUGAACUAUGUAGCGUCAAAGGCCCCCGUGCUGAAGCGCGGGUUCGUCAAGGUAUCGGACCUGAGAACCUUCUUCGUUCGAUAUAUUCAGAACGACUGCCUGGCAUUGGUUGCCGUGGCGCAUUUGGCACAAGCCGACCAAUCCCAAGCGGGGGCACGAGAUGGCAAAUGCAUAAAGCUAGCGGAGCUACACUCCAAGGCCGUUGACUAUGUCAAGACUGCAGACCCAGCGGACUUUCCGCCGUACCUUCAACCCAAGAGAUGGCCUCACUUUAUGAACCGCAAGAAUACCUACAAGUCACGAAGCCCUAUCGGCCAGAUCUAUGACAUGAUUCAAGACCAGGCACUUGACCCGCUGUACGAGAAGAAAUUCGACCACAGGAUCUUAAAUCGCUUCAUGCUCGCAGACGAUCUGCUCCAAAAAGCGCGCAAGGUCAAGAGACAAUAUGACACUUCCAUGCGUCGCCUCAUGAGCCAUCGCGACGUGAAAACCGAGUUCGAAGCCUGGACCGGCUUCGUACUGUCAAGACCUCGGGUUGGCAGCGACUACAAGCAGCAAGAGGACAUCGGCCGGGAGUCGGCGGCACUGAAGCAGAGGUUCCGCGAGAUUUGCUACAAUGAGGCCGGUAGCAGGAACUAUGACGAUUUUGCCCCGUUCGUGGCUGCAAUGUACAAAGUCACCGAGGAGCAGGUCAGUGCAGCGCUCGCAAAGGAGUACGAAGACGAGGAACACAAGCGGCAAUCGAUGCCCCUGAUCAGCUUCCCCUGGAUCUUCCACUGGAUCAUGGGCCGCAUCGCCACCGGACACGUCAAGAUCAAACCGACCAUCGACCCCGAGGCUCAGCCGAUGACGAAGAAGAUCUACCCCUUUCGCCGCGUCGAAGGAGACAUGGUGCAGCAGGAGACUCAGCUGGACGGGGGAAGAGUGGUCCACCGGGGCGACCUGUUGGAGGUGUUCGAGAGCCCCACGAAGGAAGACGAUGGCGAGGUUUCACAAGCAGCAACCGAGGACGCCACCGCUACUGGUGGAGAGGAGGUACAUGUUGAGGAGGAGAGUGCCAUGGAUGCCAUGGACCGGCUGAUGAGCGGCGCCAUGGGCUAGGGAGGCGCAACAACGAGAGCUUUUUCUGCUGCGACAGGGGCGUUCGACAGGUCAUUCCCGCGGUCCCAAUUCAUUAAUCGUGGAAAGUUG
Messenger RNA from Colletotrichum navitas, 3816 nucleotides. RefSeq names its product RNA-dependent RNA polymerase. Gene Ontology annotation, molecular function: RNA binding; RNA-directed RNA polymerase activity. Lineage: Eukaryota; Fungi; Ascomycota; Sordariomycetes; Glomerellales; Glomerellaceae. Gene Ontology annotation, biological process: siRNA processing. The coding region runs from base 10 to 3726 and encodes 1238 amino acids. The transcript is spliced from 3 exons. The record is from RefSeq and is a predicted model, not a curated record. Gene Ontology annotation, cellular component: nuclear RNA-directed RNA polymerase complex.